Messenger RNA from Stereum hirsutum FP-91666 SS1, 390 nucleotides. RefSeq lists its product as uncharacterized. The record is from RefSeq and is a predicted model, not a curated record. The transcript is spliced from 4 exons. Lineage: Eukaryota; Fungi; Basidiomycota; Agaricomycetes; Russulales; Stereaceae. Bases 1 to 390 code for a protein of 129 amino acids.
AUGUUCGAAAGUGCACUCCAUCCCCAACAACCGCCCACCUUCAACAUGUUCAAUAUCCUGCGCGUUCUCGCUUACACCUGUGCCAUGGUCCCACUGGCUGCGAGCUUCAUCCUGGACACGCCCGCUAGCACAAUCACCUCCGGGGAAGAAGUAACCAUCACCUUCACCAAGCAGCUCGGCGACCCCAAGAGGUUUACUCUCGAGCUCGUAAACACCGAUUUGCAUUCGGCUUUCGCCAUUGCGAACGACGUCUCGACGUCUGCUGGGGAGAUCAUCAUUGCUCUUCCUAUCGUUGCCGCUAGUGACGACUAUGCACUCCGAGCUGUUAGCAUCAGCGACAUCGACGUGAUAUACGCUUUAACCGCGAUCUUCACUAUAUUGGCCGACUAG